AUGUUUAGAGAUAGGACUAACUUAUUCUUAUCGUACCGCAGGACUUUCCCGCAUAAUAUAACCUUUCCAUCCAGGGCACCCUUGGGAGAUGAUCGAGAUAUUGAAAUGGGUUCGUAUCCGAUGGCGGAUUUGUCCCACGAUAUAUCGGCCAGAUUAAUGGACGAACGAGAAAAUAAGGAUACAAGUCAUAGUGAUGCGUUACCGCCCAUAUUCAUUGAUAUAGCGCAGGAUGUCGAUGAUUAUCUUUUAGAAGUGAGACGAUUAAGCGAACAGCUGGCAAGGGUUUAUAGGAAGAACUCACUGCCCGGAUUUGACGAUAAGAGCCAUGACGAGGCGUUGAUUGAAGAUUUAAGUUUCAAAGUCAUUCAGAUACUACAGAAAUGUUACGGAGUUAUGAAACGGUUAAAAACAAUACAUAACUCUCAGUUUGUAGGUGGGAAGCAACUAAGUCGAGAAGAGUUGAUCAUACUAGACAAUUUACAAAAGACGUACGCAGAAAAGAUACAAACUGAAAGUAACAAGUUUAGAGUAUUACAAAACAAUUACUUGAAAUUUUUGAAUAAGGAUGAUUUAAAACCUAUUCGUAAUAGCAGAGCCAAUACUGAAGAUACGCUGUUAUUGGAUGAUGAAGAAGGAGAGGCAGCAAGAGAAAAGCGAGAAGGCCUCGAUAUCGAGGACUAUUCAAAAAGAACGUUGCAGAGGCAGCAACAGCUGCAUGACACCACUGCAGAAGCAUAUUUGAGAGAACGCGACGAAGAGAUUACUCAAUUGGCAAGGGGUGUGUUGGAAGUGAGUACCAUUUUCAGGGAAAUGCAAGAUUUGGUUAUUGACCAGGGGACCAUUGUGGAUAGGAUAGAUUAUAAUCUGGAGAAUACAGUGGUGGAAUUGAAAAGUGCAGAUAAGGAGUUGAAUAAGGCUACACAUUACCAAAAGAGAACCCAGAAAUGUAAAGUUAUCCUACUACUUACAUUGUGUGUAAUUGCAUUGUUUUUCUUCGUCAUGUUGAAACCACAUGGUGGGGGCGGUGGCGGUAAUAGCCAUGAUAGUAAUAAUAGCAGUAACGGUAAAAAUAAUGGCCAUAGUAAUGAUGAAGAUAAGGAGUUACCUGCAGCUGUUGAGGUCAGCGACCCCUCUAAUAAGGCCCCGAAUGCACCUUCUUUGAUGGAUGAGGAAUUCACCGUUUCAGAUGGCGAUUUUAGACCAUGA
Saccharomyces kudriavzevii IFO 1802 is the source of this 1206-nucleotide messenger RNA. It is a transcript of the gene TLG2, whose product is annotated as t-SNARE syntaxin TLG2. Gene Ontology annotation, biological process: vesicle fusion; vesicle-mediated transport; intracellular protein transport. The record is from RefSeq and is a predicted model, not a curated record. Bases 1 to 1206 code for a protein of 401 amino acids. Gene Ontology annotation, molecular function: SNAP receptor activity; SNARE binding. NCBI's taxonomy places the organism in Eukaryota, Fungi, Ascomycota, Saccharomycetes, Saccharomycetales, Saccharomycetaceae. Gene Ontology annotation, cellular component: endomembrane system; SNARE complex; membrane. The transcript has a single exon.